AGGUAUUUUUGAAAAAGAGCGGGCGUUUUUCAAGGAGAAAGAGAGAGGGACGACUCUGUAGGACAUGGCUACGGCUACGGAGAGAAAGUUCACUAACCUGAGGAAGCGACUGGACCAACUAGGCUACCGGCAGAGCCUGGGGGUGGAGUCUCUACCCCUGGUAGAGAAGCUCUUUGGCGACCUCCUGCAAACGACAGAGAGUCUCAAGAGCGCCAAACAGCAGCUGGGUAGGCAGCAGGAACAGAAAACAGUCUGGGAACAGCAGGUGGAACCAUACCGUGCCGACAAUGCCAGAGUGGUGCAAGAGAAUACCAAACUGCACCAGCAGCUCCUGAGACUAAAAGAGAGCGCAGAGUCCCGCAUGCGGGACCUCAAAACUGUUCUCCGUCGGCUGGAACACGAGAAUGCGGACCUAAAGUUCCUCAACACGCAGUACGUGACGAAGAUGAGGAGUCUGGAGCGAGAGUCGGAGACCAAGAGCGAGCGGCUCCUGGCGCUCCACCAGAAGAGCUGCGAGGCUGUCAUCAGGACACCAGGGGGGAAGAAGAGACAGGUUCCUCUGAGAAGACAGAGAAUGGAGGUCGACUCACUACUUCACCCUUCUUCUGCCACACACAUGGAUGGAGGGAGUGAAAAGCCGGCAAGAAGACACUCUCCUGAUCCCUAUGUUGCUGACCUUCUCCAGGUGGCAGACAAGAGGAUAGCUCAGCUCCAGGUCAGUCUGGAGACGGCUGACAGAGAGAAAGAAGAGCUGCAGCAGGUCUUACAGGGACUGAGGCAACAGGUUGAGAACAGAGAGUCAGAGAUAGAGAGACUGGCCGGGAUGCUGAAAGGAGGAAGACCACCAGAGGCUCUGGCAGUCGAGGGAGCUAGGGCCUCCAAUGAGAGAAUGGUUGCACACCUCAACAUACAGGUUGACUUCCUCCAGCAAGCCAACCAGGAGCUGGAAUCGAAACUGAAAGAUGCCGAGUCAGCCAACGGAGACCUGCAGGGACGAGUUCAGGAGCUGAGUGGGAAGAACGCGAAAAUCUGUGAGGAGCUAAGUGAAAUUGGGGAACUCGUGAAGCAGCUGGAAGCAGAGAGAGAGGGAGGCGAGGAGAAGUACAAGGAGAAGAUAGCCGAACUGGAGGCCAGAGCAGAGGGACUGGAAGAAGAGAAGCAAGAGCUUGCCUCGAAGCUGGAGGAGAUGAGGAGAGUUCGCGAAGAGGUCACCACAGACAACAGGAGACUGGCAGAGAUCGUAGUGGUGAUGGAGGGAGAGGGAGAAGAGGCAGCUGCCAUGCUGGAGAGCCUGAGGAGAGAGAGGAAGGAACUGAGGAGAGAGUGUGUACAGCUCAGGGAGAGAGAGUCAUCCCUGCAGAGACGAGUGAGUGACUUGGAGAGGUCGGGGGGACAGAAUUUCCCUGGGGGGUCGGUGAGUCAGGGGGAGGUGAGGAGAAUUUGCAGAGAGAGGGACCAGUUGAAGGAGGCCACCAGUCAGAUGGAGGCUGAGCUGAUUCAGAUCCAGAGCGAUGCAAAAUCUCUAGCCAAUGACAGAGACAACUUUAAACUUCUCUAUGAACAGGUGCAGGAGGAGGUUCGAAGGCUAAGACUGGAGCCCCAUGGAGCACAGGGAUCAACCACUCUGGUACAGAGACUGGAGAGAGAGAGGGACGAUGCUCAGAGGGAGCUGAGAAAGGGGUGUAGAGAAGUCAAGACCCUAAGAGAACGUCUCAACAUGCCCAGAGCAGCAAGACUCCUCCUCACACACACACUACAGAUAGUGCCACUCAAGAAGACAGACUGGCUGACCUGCAGCACCAACUUGAAGAGGUGUGCAGAGAGAGAGACGAGCUGCAGGAGAAGGUGUCGGCUCAGAGCCACGCCAUCCUCUCCCUCCAGCAGGAGGCGGAGUCUUCCAGCCAGGCCCUCUCCGUUGCCGGGGCCGACGCCACCCGGCUGAGGUCAAAGGUUGCACAGCUGCAAGGGAUGCUUGAUGCAGGUAAUGUUUCACGCACCCAAUGAAAAAUUUUUUAACUGUACAAUGGAAAUCCUAGUUAGAUUAUACUUCAGUAUUACUUCAGUAUAGAGUGUAAGUUUGAUAGUGCAGUGUGUAUGUGUACAUGUGUACUGUACCGCCCACCACCAGGGGAGAGGGGCAGGGAACAGAUUGAGAGAGAGAGAAGAAAGGAGGCCAAGAAAGUCGAGAAGUCACAUUCCGUUCUCUCACAAUCGGCCAACAGAAUAGCUGAGUUGGAGAGAGAGGUGGAGAGGAGAGAGGGGAGGGUGAGGGAGUUGAGGGAGGCUCUCUCGUCUCUGGAUCAGGAACACGACUCCCUCCGCAGGGAGACGGACGGAAAAGAUGAAACCAUCCAGCAACUGCAGGAGCAACUGACUGAGAAAGAGGCAGCAGCCUCAGAACUGAGAGAUUCGAUCGAAAGACUUCGUUCUGAGUUGUCGCGGCAGCAGUCACGUGAUGCGUCAAGAAACAGGGAGUUUGUGAGUCUCCAGAGGCAACUGGAGGAGUGCAGGGGAGACCUGGCCUCGGUCGUGGAGGAGAGGGAGAGGAGAGGGCAGGAGGGGAAGCAGCUACGAGAGGAGCUGGAGCUGAUGGUGAGAGAAAACCAGGCUGUACACGAGGAGCUGCGUCGAGCCCUCACAGAAAAAGAGGCUCUAUCGCGGAGGGUUGAGGAGUCUGCGAGAAACAUGCUUCAGUAUCAGGAGAUGGUGGCGAGCAAGGAGCAGGAGACGGCGGAUCUCGUCCAGUCUUAUCAGGCACUUUCAGACGACGUGGAGCAACUGCAGAGCAGUUCGCGAUAUAACCUCGGGGAAAUUGCGACAGCAAGAGCCGAGGUUGCAGCGCUGACUCAGACUAAGGAACAGUUGGAGGGUGUGAUCGAACAACAGGCAGUGGAGAUCCAACAACACUUGCACUCGAUGUCACUAAUGGAGCAGCAGAUUUCAUCUCUCACACUGGCUCUAGCUAAAAUGGAGGCCGCACUGCGACAAGAAGUGGAGGAGAAGAAGGCACUCAGAUCAGAUAUCACCGCAACUCGGGAGCUGUGCGUGCAACUCGACAAGACAAAGGAAUCUCUAACACGACAGCUCGCCUCACAAGGCAUUGGGUUGGAGCAACAACAAGCACAGUUGGAAGACUUGAAAUCCGAGAGAGAGCUCCUGAAACAACAGCUGGUCUCCGAGAGAAGCACGAACGAGAGUUUGCAGGUCCUGCUGUCGGGGGAGAGGAGAAAGGAGUUCCAUAUCGCACAGAGUGGGCAGGAGAAAGAGCUGGAGAUUCAGCACCUCCGUAGACAGUUGGCCAGGCUCGAAGCUGACAGGUUGUCUCUACAGGAGCAACUUCGUUCCGUCCACUCCCAACUUGCCUCUCAGGGAGAGGAGCUGCAGAGGGUUAAAAUUGAGUUGGGGACAGAGAAAUUCCAGAAGUGAGUAGUUUAUAUUCCAGGACAAUCCUUUGUCAGCUAGCUUCAAUCACUGCCACCAUCCCAGGGGCUUACCCCUUCUACUCACUUAUAUACUCGUGUCUCCUACAGAGAGAAGCUGAUCCAGCAAGCAAGAGGGUCCUCCCCGGCCCACUUCACCAGCUACAAGACAACGUCCACUCUGGUGACUGUGGGACAAAAACAGGACCGUCCCAUCGGGAGACGGGCCACCAACAGUCCAGGUGGUGACGAGUUGUUUACUAAAGAGAGAGACAGCUUGGCCAGCGAAAGUGAAAAAUUGGUUGGUGAGCUGAUGAAGAGCCCUCCCCCUCACUCCUCCCCUAACUCACACUCAUCAUCAUCACACCCUCCCCCAUCACACACCUUCCAAUCUCCGCCCACCUCCUUGUAAAACAAUGCUGCAUUAAUUUACUAGGCGCAUAUCUGCGCGUAAUCUGCACACGA
Messenger RNA from Geodia barretti, 3884 nucleotides. NCBI's taxonomy places the organism in Eukaryota, Metazoa, Porifera, Demospongiae, Tetractinellida, Geodiidae. The record is from the annotation of a GenBank genome assembly.